AUGAAGAGAGAUUGGAGAAUUUGGAAAGGUUUGAAGCAAUCUGAAACUGGCCUAGGUUGUGAUUACAUAACUGGAAAGCUUGAUUGUUCCAAUGAGUGGUGGGAGAUAAAAAUCAAGGAAAAACCUGAAGCUAAAAAAUUUCGUAACAAAGGGGUACCAUGCGCCAUUGAAGAGCUAUGGGAUCAGCUAUACUCGGAUGUAGUAGCUAACGGGUUAGAAUGCGUUACUCCCGGCAUGAAUCCUUCAAGUGUGGUUGUGAAUGAUGUACAAUCUGGAAAUGUUGAGAGGGUUCAAGCAGGUGUUGAAGAAGAGGAAACCAAUAGUGAAGAGAGAGUACUUGGUGAGUAUGAGGAUUCUCAAGAUCAUGUUUACUCAGAAUAUAGUCAAUACUCAUCUCACUUGGAAAACCUAGAAAGAAGUGAGGGUACUUUUUGGCAUGAGUUUUCAAAUGAAGUGCUUAAUGCUGAUAAUCAACAACCUAACCAAAGCCAAGGUGUUACCCAAGUACCAACUAGUGAUAGGAGGACUUCUAAAGAACCACAAAAAACUGCCACAAAAACAGUGAAUUCUGUGCCAAUGAAGCGUAAAAGGAGACAAUCUACAGGAUCAGCAAUGAUGAACCAUCAUCUUGAAAACAUGGUUGCAUUUUGUGGUCGUGCAGUCCAAGCACUUGAGUCAGAUGCUAGUGCUCCUGAUAGUGUGACAAAUACUCAAACACCAGUGAAUUGUGCUGUAAUGGUGAUGAAUGUUCUUAAAAAUAUGGAUGGGUUGGAAAAUGGUAGUGCUUUGUGGUGUUAUGCUGUUUAUUUACUUGAGGAUGCUAUGAGAAGGGAUUUUUUCUUUGCUAUGGAGGAUGAUGCUUCUAGGUUGGCUUGGUUAAAGUUUAUGUAUGAUAUGAAGGACAAGUAAACGUUUGAACUAUUAUUUAUUUGUUUAAUUAGGUGUGGUAAUUUUAGAUAUUUCAGCCGUUGUUUGUGUUUUAUUAAGUGUUGAAGUUGUGUUUAAUUUGGUUGCAUGAAUUCUUAAUCUUAUGGUUGUAUGGACUGUUAAACUUUGUGGUUGUGUUUAAUUUGCAUUUUACCUUGUUUAGACUU
This is a messenger RNA of Asparagus officinalis (garden asparagus), 1094 nucleotides long. RefSeq lists its product as uncharacterized. The transcript is spliced from 2 exons. Lineage: Eukaryota; Viridiplantae; Streptophyta; Magnoliopsida; Asparagales; Asparagaceae. Bases 1 to 909 code for a protein of 302 amino acids. The record is from RefSeq and is a predicted model, not a curated record.